AUGCCGCGAGGGAACUGCGCGCGGUGCGGAGAGCCUGGACACUGGGCGAAGGAUUGCACCGCGCCGCGCGCGCGCGCGAACGAACGCGAUGGGAUGGAGACGAUCGCGGACGGGACGACGACGACGACGACGGGACCGGACGGGAGGACGACGGCGACGGCGCGACGGAAGAAGACGGCGCGACGACCGAAGUUUUCGAUACACGAACACUUGCUCGGGCCGAAUGGGUUGGGGGUGGUGUACGCGACGUUUCCGGAAAAGUUUCGAGAGGCGUCGAAAGGGGACGGACACGAGGCGGCGGACGCGGCGGCGUUGGUGGCGAUGUAUAAGGAGUGGGCGGUGAAGAUGUACCCGUACGCGCCGGCGGAGGAGACGCUGGAGCGGGUGUCGAAAUUGGGGAAAGAUAAGGCGGUGCGGGCGGCGAUUCGGGAGUUUCACGAGAGAGACUUCGGCGGGGGCGUGGGCGAACGCGUGGCUGAGAUGGAGCGAGAGGAGGCGGCGGCGAGAGGGGAGGAUGUGUUCUUUCCAGAUGACGACGACGUUGACGACGAGAACGCGCCGACGACGGCUGGGGCGCCGGACGCCGACGACGGGAUCGUCGCGGACGACGUCGAUUUUCCAGACGACGACGACGGAUUCGAGGAUCUCGAGGAGGAUUACGUGUUCGAAGAAGAGGACGAGGACGCCGCGGAUGCCUUGCGCGAGGCUGAUGCCGCGGGUGCGGAUGAAGACGUCGACUUCCCGGAUGAUGACGAGGAUGACGAGAACGACGACGAACCAUCUGGAAAGCGCUCGAAACAAGUCAAGGGAGCGACGGACGCGACCAAGGAGGCGUUCGCGAAGCUGGCGAAAAAGGUCGGGAAGAACGUCGAGGAGGAAAACGUCGUGCGGGACGCGACGAAUGUCAGUCCCGUGCGUUCGCCGCCGCGGCGAAAGAUUCUGCGAGUGCGACCAAAAAUUUUGGACGCCUCGAGCGAGGACGAGGACGAGGACGAACCCGAGGAACCCGCGAGACGUCGACGAGCCGUGCACAUGGACGAGGACGACGAGGAAUGA
Molecule: messenger RNA, 1056 nt
Organism: Ostreococcus tauri
Lineage: Eukaryota; Viridiplantae; Chlorophyta; Mamiellophyceae; Mamiellales; Bathycoccaceae
Product: Zinc finger, CCHC-type
Exons: 2
Coding region: 1-1056 (351 amino acids)
Biological process (GO): DNA replication checkpoint signaling; replication fork processing; DNA damage response
Cellular component (GO): replication fork protection complex; nucleus
Molecular function (GO): DNA binding; zinc ion binding
Source: RefSeq, a predicted model, not a curated record